Messenger RNA from Ictalurus furcatus (blue catfish), 1946 nucleotides. RefSeq names its product ALG1 chitobiosyldiphosphodolichol beta-mannosyltransferase (gene alg1). Gene Ontology annotation, cellular component: endoplasmic reticulum. The record is from RefSeq and is a predicted model, not a curated record. Gene Ontology annotation, molecular function: mannosyltransferase activity. The coding region runs from base 13 to 1476 and encodes 487 amino acids. The transcript has 13 exons. NCBI's taxonomy places the organism in Eukaryota, Metazoa, Chordata, Actinopteri, Siluriformes, Ictaluridae.
AGGAACACAACAAUGGCGGAUGCCAAUGCGGCUGUCCUGCUUGUGACAGUGUCGCUGGUCCUGCUGGGGCUCGUGGCCGGCCUGAGCUGGUCCUGGGCGCUGCUGCCGGUCGGCGUGGUCGUGUUUAUUUUCAUCCUGGCGCGCGGCCUGAAGUCACGCGACGAAUUCGCUCACCUGAACGUGUGCGUGCUCGUUCUCGGGGAUGUGGGACGUAGCCCGCGCAUGCAGUAUCACGCGCUGUCUCUCAGCAAGCACGGCUACAAUGUCACCUUUAUCGGCUUUCUCGGUACUAAACCUCAUCAGGACAUUCUCGAGGACGACCGGAUCGACAUCCUUCCCAUUUUGGAGCAUAAAGGCCUCCCAUUCGGCCCCAAAAUCCUCAGAUAUGUAACAAAGGUGAUCUCGCAGUCCCUGCAGCUGCUUUACGUCUUAAUGAAGCUGGACGAUCAGGCAUUUAUUCUUCUACAGAAUCCUCCCGGACUGCCGAGCAUCGCAGUGACGUGGCUGGCGAGUCGAAUGAUAGGAGCUCAGUUUGUCAUUGACUGGCACAAUUAUGGUUAUUCCAUCAUGGCGCUUAGUCACGGCGAGAAGCAUCCGAUCGUCAUGGUGGCGAAAUGGUAUGAGAGAAUUUUCGGACGUUUUGCCGAUCACAACCUUUGCGUCACCGAUGCGAUGAGACGUGAUCUUCUGAAGAACUGGAACAUUCGGGCAUCAACUUUAUAUGACAAGCCGCCUUCCAUAUUCCGAGAAACGCCUUUGAAGCUUCGCCAUGAGCUCUUCAUUCGCAUGGCCAGCGCGUACCCACAAUUUAGAGCAUGUUCUGAAAGCAAGGAGGACAUGGAGCUGACUGCAUUUACAGAACGAAACACUAAAACCGGGGAGGUUACGCUUGGUGCUGGACGACCUGCUCUUCUGAUCAGCAGCACCAGCUGGACCGAGGAUGAAGAUUUCUCGGUUCUUUUAAAAGCACUCGAAGAUUAUGAAGGGUUUGUAGAAGCAGGGGAACAUCUUCCAGCGCUCGUCUGCGCCAUCACAGGUAAAGGUCCUCAGAAGGAAUAUUAUCAGAAGAUCAUCAACUCUAAAGAAUUUCAACACGUUAAGAUCUGCACUCCGUGGAUGGAAGCGGAGGAUUAUCCCGUUCUGCUGGGUUCUGCCGAUCUCGGCGUCUGCUUGCACAAGUCAUCAAGUGGUCUGGACCUGCCCAUGAAGGUGGUCGACAUGUUCGGGUGUUGUCUUCCUGUCUGCGCAAUACACUUCCAGUGUUUGGACGAGCUUGUAAAACACGAGGAGAACGGCCUGAUCUUCAGAGACUCGUCCGAGCUGUCUGAGCAGCUGAAGAUGCUGUUCUCGGACUUCCCUAACGACCAGGAGAAGCUUAGUGUCUACCGAAGGAACCUCAGAGAGAGUGGCGAGCAACGCUGGGAUGAAAACUGGGACCAGAACAUCCUGCCGCUGUUUAAGGAACACUGUGACUGAGCAGUAGCAGAAUUACUAACGAUAAUCAUCAUCAUAAUAAUAAUAAUAAUAUGAGGAAGUCACAGGGAUUUGUACAGGGUAAACAUUUAUGUUCUAUUUUUUGGUGUCGUUCCAGCAAUUCCAUUGGACAAAACUUGAACAUGAAGCAAAAAAAAAAGCACACUUUGUGUAAAUACGAUGUAAAUAAGCACUUUAUUACAUUUUGCAUUCAGUCAGCAGCGUGCACGUUGAUGAUUUCUAUCGAAGAGACUCUGUCGUACAGGAAAACUUGCGUGACGGGAUUCGUAACAAUGACGUGUUUUAAUCCAGCCUUUUCUGUACCAAAAAAAAAGAAGCCAUCACUGUUAACGUUAAUGUUACUGAUACUAUCUUGACGAAAGCCUGUCAGUGUUGUUCAGUCAUUAUCGCUGUUAUGUUAUGUUGUGUUAUGAAAUACUGACAUUAAAAAACUCACCCAGUUCCUUCUUGAA